Staurois parvus is the source of this 271-nucleotide messenger RNA. Lineage: Eukaryota; Metazoa; Chordata; Amphibia; Anura; Ranidae. The record is from the annotation of a GenBank genome assembly.
UAGAAACUCAGUGAGAAGCGAGCAUGUGCAGAGUUGCCACUACAGCUGCAAAAUCCCUAGCUGAAUUGGGGACAUGCACAGAAGGUGGAGAUAGAGAGCAGCUGGAUGAACCAGUUUUUUUGCAGAACACAGGAGUCUCAUAGUGACUAAGUAUGAACAGCAUGUAAUACAGCAUUUAUUGAUAGGGCGGCGGACUGACAACUCAUGAGGCCCCCGGGCAAUAGGGGAUCAUGGGGCCACUGUGUCCUUGCCCAAACUCAAAAAAGCCUAU